Molecule: messenger RNA, 432 nt
Organism: Balaenoptera ricei (Rice's whale)
Lineage: Eukaryota; Metazoa; Chordata; Mammalia; Artiodactyla; Balaenopteridae
Gene: OPALIN
Product: oligodendrocytic myelin paranodal and inner loop protein
Exons: 6
Coding region: 1-432 (143 amino acids)
Cellular component (GO): cell-cell contact zone; plasma membrane
Source: RefSeq, a predicted model, not a curated record
AUGUUGAGUUUUUCACUGAACUUCACACUGCCGGCCAACACGACUUCCUCUCCAGCUGUUACCAGUGGGAAAGGAGCAGACUGUGGACCCUCUCUUGGGUUAGCAGCUGGCAUCCCGUCCCUGGUAGCCACAGCCCUGCUGGUGGCCUUACUAUUUACUCUGAUUCACCAAAGAAGAAGCAGCAGUGAGUCCAUCGAGGAAAGUGAGAGGCCUUGUGAAAUCUCAGAAAUCUAUGACAGUCCCAGGAUAGCUGAGAAUCCUAGGAGGUUACCCACACAGGAGAAGAAUAUCAUGGGAGCAGAAGAAGCCCACAUAUACGUGAAGACUGUUUCAGGAAGUGAGGAGCCCAUUCGUGACACUCACCGUCCUGCUGUCGAAGUGGAGAGAAGGAGGGGAUUGUGGUGGCUUAUUCCCAGGCUGAGCCUGGAGUGA